UUGAAGAAGUCAAACUAAAUCCAACUCUUUCUGUUCCUGAUCUUUGUGUCCAGAUUUCAUCAAGAUGGCAGCAGUCUUACACAGGACGCAUUCACCAGCAAAGUGUGAUUCAGACUCACAUGAGGACUCUUUAGAGGACAUGGCCAAGUGUGUGUUAUCAUUGGAGAACAAGUUUCAGUGGUUUGAUGACGUUAAAAGAGAGAUAGAAAAGAGGUGUGGCAUUACAACAGAGCAUUACUGGACAGAUGAUGACAUUAGACUAGCUUGGGAAGAAACUCAGAAAAUGGUAAAAGAUUACAAAAGAAACCAAUGGGCGUAUGUGAUAACAUUUCAGGAGAUGAAAAUGUUUGAUGAUGAUGAUGAAAGUGAUUCAACACAUUCUGAUCUAACUGAAUGUGAACAGGAAGAGCAGCCAUGUAGCAGUGCGACAAAAAAGGAUCCGUCUGAUCGACCGCCACAAAGAGUAUCUGAGCGCAUUAUUGCACGCAAACGUAGACUAGAAGAAGAUAUGUCUGAAAGUAAAAAGGCACGGAUCCUAGCUGGUAGUUCUCCAGCCAUCGGCAUUAAAAUUCCUCUCUCUGAGCUGUUUGGUAGUGAAGCCACCUCUAAACAAACUGAAACGGCCACAUCCAAAUAUAAAUUAGUCCAUGGAUACCCUUCAAGUAAAGAAAUAAGGAGGGAAAAAACAUACGUCAUGUCAUACGAUAGAAACACCAAGAAUGCUGAAUGGGUGUAUGAGAUAUUGAACAAGGGCACUUUAGCCAUAAAGAACAAUGUAAAACGUAAAUUAAGUGACUUUGGUAAAGUCGCAGAGUACACUCGAGGUCAUCUUGUUGCGGCGGGCAAUCACCGUUGGUGUCAGAAAGACGAUUAUGGCACUUAUUUGUUCAGCAACAUGUCACCACAGCGUUCUGAGAUGAAUAGAGGUGUGAUGAAAGCUUUGGAGAAAGUGUUUCACGAUCAAGUAACAGACAUCAACAUCCGUAACGUCCACGUGUACACCGGACCAAUAAUAGAUUCAAAAUCUGCAACCCAAAAAAGCAAUGGCUCGGAUAAAGCAGUACCACAUUCCUUCUUUAAAGUAUGUAUAGUGGAGAAUGAAAAUGGGACCGUAUCAGAGCCGAAGUGCUAUCUGAUUCCCAAUAGUGAUGAGUUUAAGGCUAGAGACUAUAAGGAGAGUGAGGACUCCUCUAAGAACCCUGUUUACAAAGUGGGCCCUGUGCACCUUAAGAACAUUCAGGAGUAUUUGCAGAUUGUGGACAUUGAGAAAAUUGAGCGCCUCUCUGGGCUUAAAUUCAGAAGUACUGAUGUUCAGCAGUACACAGAUGAGAUCAGGAGUGUGACAGGAGAAGACGGAAAAGAAAAAUCAGGAUGUAAAUUCUGAAUAACCAUCCCAGAAACAAAAGAUAAUGUUGUGA
Danio aesculapii is the source of this 1418-nucleotide messenger RNA. Its product is annotated as endonuclease G, mitochondrial-like. The record is from RefSeq and is a predicted model, not a curated record. Gene Ontology annotation, cellular component: mitochondrial inner membrane; nucleus. The transcript has a single exon. Lineage: Eukaryota; Metazoa; Chordata; Actinopteri; Cypriniformes; Danionidae. The coding region runs from base 65 to 1384 and encodes 439 amino acids. Gene Ontology annotation, biological process: apoptotic DNA fragmentation. Gene Ontology annotation, molecular function: metal ion binding; nucleic acid binding; single-stranded DNA endonuclease activity.